Colletotrichum navitas is the source of this 1946-nucleotide messenger RNA. RefSeq names its product acetylornithine and succinylornithine aminotransferase. Gene Ontology annotation, biological process: arginine metabolic process. Gene Ontology annotation, molecular function: transaminase activity; pyridoxal phosphate binding; identical protein binding. The coding region runs from base 165 to 1577 and encodes 470 amino acids. Gene Ontology annotation, cellular component: mitochondrial matrix. The transcript has 3 exons. The record is from RefSeq and is a predicted model, not a curated record. NCBI's taxonomy places the organism in Eukaryota, Fungi, Ascomycota, Sordariomycetes, Glomerellales, Glomerellaceae.
GCUUAUCGAUAGCAGGAUCGACGAGUCACUUCUGCUCUAUCCAUGCGCGAACGGCCCUAAAUUUUAAAACGGGUGUGUGACUUUUCUCUCUCUAUCUCUCUCUCUCUGCAACACCCACCAUUGUGCACCGCCCGAGUCUUGUUUUCUUUCUUGAAUAUAUCACAAUGGCGUUCCGUGCUCCUCUGCGACUGCAAUUGGCCAAGUGCCAGCCGCUUCUGGCCAUCUCCUCGCGCGGCAACGCUCGUGCGGUGUCUUCUGCUGCGACGGCCGCCUCGAGCCUCCCGGAGGACGUCAAGAGCAGCAUCGCAAGCCAAGCCUCUUUACCGAACCCUGAUCCGACCGAAGACUCGGCGAGCGCCGCCCUCGUACGCGAACAUGCGCCCUACAUGGUCGCCACCUACGCCCGCCCACCGCCCGUAUUCGUAAAAGGCCAGGGAUCUGUGCUCUGGGACAUCGAGAACAGGCAGUACCUCGACUUCACCGCCGGCAUCGCCGUCAACUCCCUGGGCCACUGCGACCCGGAGCUUACCAAGCUCUUGACCGAGCAGGGCAGCACCCUCAUGCACGCAUCGAACCUCUACUACAACCCCUGGACCGGCGCCCUCUCCAAGCUCCUGGUUGAGAAGACCCGCGAGGCCGGCGCUAUGCACGACGUCAACUCCGUUUUCAUCUGCAACUCGGGCUCCGAAGCCAACGAGGCCGCCAUCAAGUUCGCCAGGAAGGCCGCCAAGGUCGGCCAGACCUCGGGCGACAAGUACGAGAUCGUCUCGUUCAACAACGCCUUUCACGGCCGCACCAUGGGCAGCCUGUCGGCCACCCACAACCCCAAGUACCAGGAACCCUUUGCGCCGAUGCUGCCCGGCUUCAAGCUCGGCACGUUCAACGACGUCACGGCCAUCAACGACGUCGUCACGGACAAGACGUGCGGCGUCAUCGUCGAGCCCAUCCAGGGCGAGGGCGGCGUGACGCCCGCGACAGACGAGUUCCUCAUCGCCCUCGCCAGGCGCUGCCGCGAGGUCGGCGCCGUCCUCAUCUACGACGAGAUCCAGUGCGGCCUGUCGCGCACCGGCGCGUUCUGGGCGCACGCCCACCUGCCCAAGGAGGCGCACCCGGACAUCAUCACCACCGCCAAGGCGCUCGGCAACGGCUUCCCCAUCGGCGCCACCAUCGUCAACGGCACCGUCUCGGACAAGAUCAAGGUGGGCGACCACGGCACGACCUUUGGCGGCAACCCCCUCGCCUGCCGCCUCGCCCACAACAUCGUCUCCCGCCUCGCCGACCCCGGCCUGCAGAAGGCCGUCGCCGCCAAGGCCGACAUCUUCAAGACCCGCUUCGACGCCCUGCGCGAGCGCUUCCCCGACCUGAUCAAGGAGGUCCGCGGCCGCGGCCUCAUCCUCGGCCUCCAGCUGACCCAGGACCCCGCGCCCAUCGUCAAGGCCGCCCGCGAGCGCGGCCUGCUGGUCAUCACCGCCGGCACCAACACCCUGCGUUUCGUGCCCCCUCUGACCAUCACGGAGCAGCAGAUCCAGCAGGGCUUGGACAUCUUGGAGGAGGCCAUCUCCGUCACCCGCUCAUGAACACCUCCCUUACUCUCUCACGCGUGAUAGGACUUGAAUCCCCCAUGUAAUUAAUCAUUUGGCGCCGGCGUUUAAAAGAACAACCUCCCUACGAACCCUAGACUUAGAUUCCACACCUUGCAAGGCAGCGGCAGUUUAGGCCAGCGAUAAUUGUCUCUUCACACGUCUGUUUCGAUAUGGGCUCAUUGAGCAUCUUGAAUAUCAAGGAACGUCUAUUGAGCGAGCCGCUCAAAUGUAUAUGACCGUCAGCUUUUACGUGUAUUUGCAAAGGUUGUUGACUAAACAUUUGUGACGAAGAAAGAAAGAAAGAAAGAAAGAAAGAGCGAAUGUAAAAAUACCCACUUUGCACCUGCCUCGCCGUUCCUGCCC